Molecule: messenger RNA, 2580 nt
Organism: Budorcas taxicolor (takin)
Lineage: Eukaryota; Metazoa; Chordata; Mammalia; Artiodactyla; Bovidae
Gene: PDE6A
Product: phosphodiesterase 6A
Exons: 22
Coding region: 1-2580 (859 amino acids)
Biological process (GO): signal transduction
Molecular function (GO): 3',5'-cyclic-nucleotide phosphodiesterase activity; protein binding
Source: RefSeq, a predicted model, not a curated record
AUGGGCGAGGUGACGGCAGAGGAAGUAGAGAAGUUUCUGGACUCGAAUGUCAGCUUUGCCAAACAGUACUACAACCUGCGCUACCGGGCCAAGGUCAUCUCAGACCUCCUGGGACCCAGGGAGGCGGCCGUGGACUUCAGCAACUACCACCCUCUGAGCAGCGUGGAAGAGAGUGAAAUUAUCUUCGACCUCCUGCGGGACUUUCAGGACAACCUGCAGGCCGAGAAGUGCAUCUUCAACGUCAUGAAGAAGCUGUGCUUCCUGCUGCAGGCCGACCGCAUGAGCCUAUUCAUGUACAGGGCCCGGAACGGCAUCGCGGAGCUGGCCACCCGGCUCUUCAACGUCCACAAGGAUGCUGUGCUCGAGGAGUGCCUGGUGGCGCCUGACUCGGAGAUCGUCUUCCCCCUGGACAUGGGAGUGGUGGGCCAUGUUGCGCUCUCUAAAAAGAUCGUCAACGUCCCCAACACAGAGGAGGAUGAGCAUUUCUGUGACUUCGUGGACACCCUCACAGAGUACCAGACUAAGAACAUCUUGGCUUCUCCCAUAAUGAAUGGGAAGGACGUGGUGGCCAUAAUCAUGGCUGUGAAUAAAGUGGAUGGGCCCCACUUCACCAAGAAUGAUGAAGAGAUUCUUCUCAAGUACCUCAACUUUGCAAAUCUAAUCAUGAAGGUGUUCCACCUGAGUUACCUGCACAACUGUGAGACUCGGCGUGGCCAGAUACUGCUGUGGUCUGGGAGCAAAGUCUUUGAAGAGCUUACAGACAUUGAGAGGCAGUUCCACAAAGCCCUGUACACAGUCCGCGCCUUCCUCAACUGUGACAGAUACUCUGUGGGGCUCUUAGACAUGACCAAACAGAAGGAAUUUUUUGACGUGUGGCCAGUCCUGAUGGGUGAGGCUCCACCCUACGCUGGUCCCAGGACUCCGGAUGGAAGGGAAAUCAACUUUUACAAGGUAAUUGACUACAUCCUGCAUGGCAAAGAAGACAUCAAAGUCAUCCCGAAUCCACCUCCAGACCACUGGGCUUUAGUGAGCGGUCUCCCCACUUAUGUUGCCCAAAAUGGCCUGAUUUGCAACAUCAUGAACGCACCUGCAGAGGACUUUUUUGCAUUCCAGAAAGAGCCUCUGGAUGAGUCUGGAUGGAUGAUUAAAAAUGUUCUUUCUAUGCCAAUUGUGAACAAGAAGGAAGAAAUUGUUGGGGUGGCCACGUUUUACAAUCGCAAAGACGGGAAACCCUUUGAUGAAAUGGAUGAGACCCUCAUGGAGUCUUUGGCUCAGUUCCUGGGCUGGUCUGUCUUAAAUCCUGACACUUACGAGUCGAUGAACAAACUUGAAAACAGGAAGGAUAUUUUCCAAGACAUGGUGAAAUACCACGUGAAGUGUGACAAUGAAGAAAUCCAGACAAUCUUGAAAACCAGAGAGGUGUAUGGGAAGGAGCCGUGGGAAUGUGAGGAAGAAGAAUUGGCUGAGAUCCUGCAAGGAGAGCUGCCAGAUGCAGACAAAUAUGAAAUCAAUAAAUUCCACUUCAGCGACCUGCCCCUGACGGAACUGGAGCUGGUGAAAUGUGGAAUACAGAUGUACUAUGAGCUCAAAGUGGUGGAUAAAUUUCACAUUCCUCAAGAGGCCCUGGUGCGGUUCAUGUACUCCCUGAGUAAGGGCUACCGCAGGAUCACCUACCACAACUGGCGGCACGGCUUCAACGUGGGGCAGACCAUGUUCUCGCUGCUGGUGACCGGAAAGCUGAAGCGAUACUUCACAGACCUGGAGGCCUUGGCCAUGGUUACUGCUGCCUUCUGCCACGACAUUGACCACAGAGGCACUAACAAUCUCUACCAGAUGAAAUCCCAGAACCCACUGGCCAAGCUCCAUGGGUCCUCCAUCCUGGAAAGACACCACUUGGAGUUUGGUAAAACACUGUUGAGAGAUGAGAGCCUAAAUAUCUUUCAGAACCUCAAUCGCAGGCAGCAUGAGCAUGCAAUCCACAUGAUGGACAUCGCAAUCAUUGCUACAGACCUUGCUUUGUAUUUCAAGAAAAGGACGAUGUUCCAAAAGAUCGUGGAUCAGUCUAAGACAUACGAGACUCAACAGGAGUGGACGCAGUACAUGAUGCUGGAUCAGACACGGAAGGAAAUCGUUAUGGCCAUGAUGAUGACCGCCUGUGAUCUCUCAGCCAUCACCAAGCCUUGGGAGGUGCAGAGCAAGGUGGCUCUGCUGGUUGCUGCUGAAUUCUGGGAACAAGGUGACCUGGAGCGCACGGUGCUGCAACAGAAUCCCAUUCCCAUGAUGGACAGAAACAAGGCAGAUGAACUCCCUAAGCUUCAGGUCGGCUUCAUCGACUUUGUUUGCACCUUUGUCUACAAGGAAUUCUCCCGUUUCCACGAGGAGAUCACUCCCAUGCUGGAUGGGAUCACCAACAACCGCAAGGAGUGGAAAGCGCUCGCCGAUGAGUACGAGACCAAGAUGAAGGAGCUGGAGGGGGAGAAGCAGAAACAGCAGGCAGCCAACCAAGCAGCCGCAGGAAGUCAGCCCGGCGGAAAGCAACCUGGGGGCGGGCCUGCAUCCAAGUCUUGCUGUGUCCAAUAG